CAUAUAUGGCAUAAAACACACUGUGCUGAUGACAUGGAAAUUCAAGCUUCAAGGUAAAAUGAAAAAGUGUGAGCUCUGUGAUUCUUUAGCAAAGAUGUACUGCGAAUCAGAUCAAGCCAUCUUGUGCUGGGAUUGUGAUUCCAGAGUUCAUGUUUCCAAUUUUCUUGUUGCUAAACAUCUAAGAACUCUUCUCUGUCACCUCUGUCAGUCUCCGACGUCCUGGACUGGCUCUGGACCGAAGCUCGCCCCGACUGUUUCCGUUUGCGAGGAUUGCGUCAAUCGAAAUGAUUCCAAAGAGGAGAUAAACAACAAAGGAACACGCGAUAAAGACAAUGAAGAUGAUGAUGUCGAUGAGGAGGACAGUAGUGACGACAAUGAUGGCGGAGACAGUGAAGAAAAUCAAGUUGUUCCAUUAUUAUCUACUAUGCCGCCGGUAUCCCGUUCUUCAACGAGCGAAGAAUGUUUGGCCGGGUUUCGCAAGGACAGCCAUGAAAAAUACAUCCAUUGA
Molecule: messenger RNA, 508 nt
Organism: Hibiscus syriacus
Lineage: Eukaryota; Viridiplantae; Streptophyta; Magnoliopsida; Malvales; Malvaceae
Product: zinc finger protein CONSTANS-LIKE 3-like
Exons: 1
Coding region: 29-508 (159 amino acids)
Molecular function (GO): zinc ion binding
Source: RefSeq, a predicted model, not a curated record